AAAAAAGAAAAAAGUAGCAUCCUGAUGUAGACGCUGGUACAAUACUUCUUUUGUUAAUUUGUUUAAAACAGAACUAUUCAACGUAGCCUGACUAGCAACCACUAAAAUGGACUGGAUGCAAGAAUAUGGGAAGCCGAUUGUUCCAGUAUGUAACAGCACACUCUCCACUGAAAAUUCCCUGCACUUUUCCCUCAUACCUGCUUUGUUCAUUGUGGGAGUGCUGUCAUUCCUCACAAGAAGAACCAAGAAAUAUGCCAUUGACCACAGACUGCCGUUACUACAAGGACGCUUUGGCAUUGUGAUACCCAUGGAUGCUAUGGGCUUCAGUAAUCGCUGGUCAUAUGGAUUUGCUUUUGGAGCUAUUUCCUACAGUGUGUUGGAGCUCUUCAGGGAACGACACAUACCUAAAGUUUUUCCAGAUUGGGCCAAAGCUGUAGCUUAUUUAAUUGGAGCCUUUGAAGUGGGCCUGGCAUAUUUCCCCUUUUUUGCUUGUCUGUCAACACCGUACAAGGCGACUGGGGCUGUGAUGGGAAUAUGCUACUCCAUAUUCUGGAUUACUCUUGUUGGCUGGGAUUGGAUUACUUGCCCCAAUGUUGAGAAAUGGUGGAACUACCAGAAGCCGAUUUACCAGUGGCCUUGGAUUCUCUCUCUCAUCUUCCUCUUAGGACGUUUUGUUUGCUUGCUGGUAAAAGCUGUGUGCAAACAGUGUAAGGCCGAGCAGGAGGACUGCGAGGAGCUCAUGCACACUCAUCAGACUGAACAUGUAAAGAGGCUGCUGAGGAAGACGGCUGCAAACAGUAACUCAUUGAACUGGUUCCAGAGACGUGUCUAUGAGUGGGACCCUCACUUCAAGUUUCCCAACCGGCUCAUUGGGACUGCCAUUAUAUCUCUUCUAACUCUUUAUAUGAUCAUUCUAAAAGACCUUGCAUGGGCCUCUGCUAUAUUUAACUGGAUUGACGUUCCUGGAAAUACACCAGAGUUGUUCGAUGUCAUGCGGAAGUGUCACCAUGUUACACUUGUAUCAGCGGGUCUCAACAUGGUGGUCUAUGUUUGCCAUGUUUUGGUCUGUUACAGAAAACAGAUAAAGAGACUGUGGAAAGGGCACAAGGAUUUUCUGCCAAAGAAGUUACAAAAUCCAAGUUCUGCUGCCAGUGUGGCCUCUAUUGCAAAAUACUCUGGUUGGCAAAUAGCAUUCAGUCUUUGGGGUUAUGCGAUUAUCCGCAUCGUUCACUUUUUGGCUGCCUUUCUAAUCGCUUAUGGAUUUGUCUUACAAAUAAAACAUGGUUUUGGGAUGGAGCUACUCAAAUCAGUGGGGACCCUAUUGGUAACGUUUGGCUUAUUGUUUGCUCUCCUCAAACUCCAAGUUCUUCUGGUUAAGUAUUUCUUCCUUCAAGACAAAAUAUCUCCGACUGAUGACAAAAAGCCUCUUGCCCUCAAUAACAGGAAUGCAUUUAACUGCUUCAACUACUUCUUCUUCUUCUACAAUGUGGUGAUGGGGAUAACGAGCUGUUUCCUCCGGAUGAUGAUCAGCUUCAUGUUGGGGACGUGGCUGGUGUCUCGCAUCGACCGGACCAUCAUGCAGAAAGGAUAUGAGAAGUUAGACAGGGGUUUUUGUACAUGGAUUGGGAUGAUUUUUGCUGAUCACUACCACAGCAACCCAGUGAUGGUGUGCUUCUGUCAGCUUCUGAUUUCUCAUGUUCAAGACGUACAACAUGACUCCAGCUACUCCAUACUCAACAACGCCCCCUGCGAUCCAGCACACGGCCGGGCUAAGAAGCGCUGGAGAUUGUUUUACACGUUACUCAAGAACCCUCAUCUGAUCCCACUCCGGAAGCACCACCUCCGCGCUAAUGUCCCCCUGAAGUUAUCCUCCUCACCGCAGGCAGAUAUUGUGGUGCGGGCCUGGCUCAUGCGCUCGCAGGCGGCAACAGAGCUGGUCUCAGAUAACUACUGAAACUGUCAUGUGACCAACCCAAACACCUGGUUUACAUAUAGGCCUGUCACGAUAAUAUAUAUAUUGCUGAAGUAAAUAUAGAUGAUAAGUGAUUUAAAAAAAAUCAUAAAUACAGCAGAAUGAAACACUUUAGUAGUAGUUUUGUUUUAGUUUGCAUCUGUAAUGAGUCAAAGAAGUUAUUAAUUCACCCUUUUGCAGCUUAAAUCUUAUCGUAUAGCAAAAAAUGUUCCUGUAGUGCAAAGAAAAUUUAAUUAAUACUGACCGCAAAAUAAUAGUCAAUAUAGUAAUUAUCAUGACAGGGCUAAUUACACAAAAAAUGUCAGGAGUAUAUCAAAUCACUGUUACUUAAAUGCACUACUUAAGCCUGCACUUGAAUGUUCAUUGUAUUAUAGUUUUGUUGGAUCAUUGUCACAGCUUGGUUCAGAUUAGUUGGCUGUUACAGAUUGAGACUUAUAGAUCUUGACUUCUACUUUUAGGGUAUUACCAAGAUCAUUUUCUUUUCUUUUUUGGAGAAAGACCAAAAAAGAAGGUUGUAAAUGGUGCCAUACCGAUGUCGUAUUGUAUUGAAAGUUGUUUUAUUUUUUCAUUUUUCAGAUAUUUUAUAUAUUUUUUACUGUUUUUAAGAUGAGACAGUGUUUUGGUUUUUUUUAUACCUUGAUGUGCAUUUUAUAAUGGUUAGAAGCACAGAUUGUUACCAAAAAUUUUGGUUUUGUGCUGUUGUUUCUUUUUAUACAAAGACUAAAUAAAGGUCAUGACUUUUAUUAAAGUGUAUAUUUUAUUUAACAGGAAAUGUAGACCUCCAAUACCAGGUUAUAGUGAUACAGUGUUCUUUCUGGAACAUGCAAGCUGCAUUAAAAUUUUUCAGCAC
Messenger RNA from Periophthalmus magnuspinnatus, 2822 nucleotides. Its product is annotated as stimulated by retinoic acid gene 6 protein-like. Gene Ontology annotation, cellular component: plasma membrane. Bases 107 to 1954 code for a protein of 615 amino acids. Gene Ontology annotation, biological process: vitamin A import into cell. The transcript is spliced from 18 exons. Gene Ontology annotation, molecular function: retinol transmembrane transporter activity; signaling receptor activity. The record is from RefSeq and is a predicted model, not a curated record. NCBI's taxonomy places the organism in Eukaryota, Metazoa, Chordata, Actinopteri, Gobiiformes, Gobiidae.